Molecule: messenger RNA, 2103 nt
Organism: Hemicordylus capensis (graceful crag lizard)
Lineage: Eukaryota; Metazoa; Chordata; Lepidosauria; Squamata; Cordylidae
Exons: 2
Coding region: 579-1655 (358 amino acids)
Source: RefSeq, a predicted model, not a curated record
UUAGUUGGGGGGGUGCGCCCGACAAGCGGGCGAGGCGGCAUUCGGCGGCGUUCCGUCGAGGGGGCCAUAGUGUCAGCGGUGGCCCCGCUGGUAGGGGGUUACUCCCGGGACUGCUCCCGGCUGGGUUGCAGCUGCAGCAGCAGCGUCUUUGGGCCUCUUCAGCGCGGCGUCGGCACUCGGCUUCCUGGGCGUGGUUCUCCUUCUGGGCGUUUGCCCUUUUGGUUUGUGGGGUAUUUGGGGGGUUUCCAUCAGCCUGGGUGGCUGGGCAGCGGCCCCUUUUCCGUUCCCUGGAGCACUACUUUUGAUGCCAACAUUCUUUUAUUUGUUUGGUGGGUAGCAGGUGGGUGUUUGUGCUCAUCAGUGCCCUGGUGGGCCUGGCCUGGUUGAGAGUCAAAAGGCCUUUUCAAGCCUUCUCCUUGGGUGUGGGGCUCUGGUGCUUUCCUGGAUAGGAUUGAGUAUUGUUUUUGAUUCAGGACAAGGGCUUGGCUUUUGUUCUAUAUCCUUGCUACCUUCAUUCUGUGCGUGGUUGGCGCUUUUUUCCUCCAACCCCUUUUGGAAUCCCACUAUUUAGAGGCAGUAUGCCGGGGAAGGCCAAGGGCAAGAAAGGGGGGCGCCCUGUUAAGCAGCCCAAGAGGCCUGCUCCCCCGCAGUCCUCCUCGGAGGAGGAGGAGGAGGAGAUGACUCUGAUACGGGGGUUAAUUAAUAGGAUGGAAGCUUUAGAGAAAGCAAAAGCAGCCCCCUCCGACAAAGGUGCGGGUCCUUCAGGUGUGGGGGGGGUGCCUCCUCCUAAGGUCCCUCGGAGGACCAGGGGUUCUGUGAAAAGCCAGCUGCUAACUUCUCUCUCUAGUAGGCUGGCUGCGCUGGAAGAAGGGCUGAACCCUGCUGGACUGGGCCCUUCUGCUCCUGCGUUACCGCUUCCUGAACCUGAGUCUCCAGUUCCGGAGUCGCCUUCACCAUUGCUACCUCCGCCUGCGGCACCAGUUGUUCAGCCUCCAGUGGAUACGGCUACUCCUUUGGCCCAGGGUGCUGGCGGGGCGGCGGUCCCGGUCCGAGUCCUGAUGUGUGGCCAUUCGUUGGUCUUCUGGGCUUUCAAGCGGGCCAGCACCACCCGCUGGGGAUCCCAGUUGGGUUUAGGAAGCAAGGCUUCAGUUUAUUGGUUGGGCAUGAGGGGCAUGCUCUGGAAUCAGUUGCUUCCAGCAUUGAGGGAGCAUUUAGAUAGGUUUCCCAUUCCCGACAUCCUGGUUCUUCAUUUAGGGGAGAAUGAUUUGGGCCGGCGGCCUGGCCUCGCCAUCCUUCAGCAAGCCUCCUCGGAUUUGUCUAUUUUGCACAGCUGGAUGCCUGGCGUGCGCAUAAUAUGGGUUAAUUGGCUCCAGCGCAGGGUGUGGCGGGGUGCUCAUUCUUGCCUUAGCUUGGAAAAGGCACGCAGGAAGAUUUCAGCCGCAAUAGGUAAAUUGGUUUUGGCGGCCGGGGGGUCUGUGGUGCGGCAGCCAGAUAUAGCUGCUCGCUUUCCCGAGUUAUUCCGCCCUGACGGGGUCCACCUGUCUGAGAAAGGUUGUGAUUUGUAUCUGCAUAAUAUCCGGGAAGUGAUUGCUGAAGGUUUGGAGGGGGUGGGGCAGGAAGGUCAAGCGAGGGCUAACCUUCCUGGGUGGCGGUAACAGUGCGGGCUGUGGGUAAGGAGGUCUAGAUUUCGGUGAGCACCCUUGGACAUUUUAAGGUGGAUUGGUCAAUUGCUUCCUUGUGGCCUGUGCGGCACGGGAAGAAUUACAUUGCCAAGAAACCUGCUUCAGGACUUCACCUACCUUUGGGCUGUGCGGUCCGGGGAGGUAAAGAUCUGAAGCUGUCCAGAUCCCCUCUUCUAAAAGGGGUGGUUGGCUUUGAAGGAAUUGGGCGGGAGCUACCUGCCUCUUUCCUGAGCCAGGGUGUGUCGCCCUUGCAGGCGAUGGGUAGGACGUUUUGAAUCCUAGCCCACGCCUAGGUGCCCGCACUGUUUUUAUGUUGGUGAUUAAUCACCUUGUUUCCAGUCCGCCACAAAUGUUGUUAUAUUAAUAAAGCGUGGCCCGUUUCUCCCAUUAAAAAAUGUCUCUGUGUCUUCUUGGGCUGGGG